AUGUCGCCGUCACGCGUGUUUCUCUUCUCCGUCUGCAACCUUCUUCUGCUCAUUCGAGACUCUUCUGGAUGUCUGCCAACAGGGUUCGGGGGUAAGUUUCUGCCUAUUUUCAUCCAGUUCAACGCAUUUUCAGGAAUAUUCGGAGGAGGUGGGGGAGGAUGUGCCAGCCGACCGAAUGGAUGUGCGACGGCAGCGGCACAGUACGCCGCUCCGAUGCCACCGCCCAUCUACUCGUUCAGCCCGCAGGUUCGUUGAGUCCCAAAUUCAAACCUCUUGUAUUCCUCCCAGAUGUUCCAACAACCACUUCCGCCACCGCCACCACCACCGCCUGCGAAUUCAGUUCCGGCGCCGGUACCACUGAUUUCUUCUCCGGUUCCCGCUGCUUCCUCCUAUCAGGGAAUGUACCAGGACCGUCCGCAAGCGCCUUCCAUCAACCCCGAUUACACCGGCACUGCUCCUCUCAGUUUUGCAGUACGUUUCCCGUCCGAGAUCAAGAAACCUUCUUAUUUUUCUUUCAGUCUUCGGAAGAUGCAGCGAAUACUGUAAUUGAUCCCCUGAAGUACAUCGAACACGUAUCGGUCUCCCAUACUCCGGCCGUUCAAGAAGCGUAUCCUCCGAGUCCGGUGGAUCCGUUCGCAAAUGUUCAACAGCCGAAACAGCAGAUACAGGUGAGUAGACAUCGGAAAACAAUUUGAGCCCAUUUCCCAAUUCCCCGUUCUCAGGUGGCUCCAAGUUCUGCCUCGACAGAAGACACCUAUCUGCCAGGACCGCCGGAAAAGGAAACCAACGGAACUAGAAGUCUGAACACGUACUACAAUCAAGUGAGCGCCUCCAGAUCGUUUUAUUCUUUUCAAUGCCAGAUUUUCAGAUGUGCACCGGCGAGAAAAUAGCCACGGGCGAGAAGGAAACCAUAAAUUCGGCAACCAAAAAGUGCGAACUUCUCAAGUGUGUGGCCGCGAAUGCACAGCCGGACAGCCACGGAUCCUACACGGUUUUUUCGCCGGUCCGAAUCCAUUUAAUAGUAACUUUUCAGGUAACUUAUCUGCGAACGGCGACGAGCAGAUCGAACAGCAAGGGCAACUACUGCCUGUCGACUGUUGAUCUUCCAGCCAAGAGCAAAAGAGUCAUCAGGCGGUUCGAUGAGAUGGUAAAAUAGAACAAGUGAAACUGAAAUGGUUGACAUGAAAAGAUAUUUUCAGGCGGCGAAUGAGGAGAACCCGGUUAGAAGGAAGAUUUUCAAACUUUAA
Caenorhabditis sp. 36 PRJEB53466 is the source of this 1247-nucleotide messenger RNA. The record is from the annotation of a GenBank genome assembly. Lineage: Eukaryota; Metazoa; Nematoda; Chromadorea; Rhabditida; Rhabditidae.